Messenger RNA from Tribolium madens (black flour beetle), 2408 nucleotides. RefSeq names its product endonuclease/exonuclease/phosphatase family domain-containing protein 1-like. Lineage: Eukaryota; Metazoa; Arthropoda; Insecta; Coleoptera; Tenebrionidae. Gene Ontology annotation, cellular component: plasma membrane. The record is from RefSeq and is a predicted model, not a curated record.
AUGAAAAUUAUAGGACUAAAAAUUAUGAAGUGUUUUUUUCUAGACAAAGGGGCUUUAAAGUAACGAUAAGUUAGAAUAAAUUUUACAUAGGAAUCAGCAAACUGUUGAUAAAUUUAUUGUAAAAUUUUGUGUGGCCUUGAGGAGACUGUUCAAUUCACGACGCACGUUUCCCACCUGUCAAAAAUCUGUCAGAAAAACAUAAACACGGCAGUUGAGUUUAUAAUCAGCUAGCGUUAGGUCAUGCUAGAAAUCGUUCUAAUUAUAAUUUAAUAGUGUCAUACGUGAGCUUCAUAGUAAAAUCGUCGUGUACCAAUCGGAAUUCAGAGGUCAAACCAAUUACACGAAGACCAUCAAGUUGCCAUCGAUUGACAAACAGUUGAGCGCUUUCGACCGCCACCUCUGCUUGAUGUGAUAGUCUCCGACAGCCCCCAUGGUCCACUUCUCGGCAAGUAUGGGCCAGAAUGCGAGUCUCCCCAAGCCCGGGCGCCGAAAAUCUCUGCGGUCGUUUCCGCGUAAGUCCCACAACAACUCGAACCUGAGCCACACUUUCACUCUCAACGACAACCACGACAAGAUGGAACUCCUUAACAUCAAUCAAGCAAGCGAGGAGGAGCUCAUGACGCUCCCGGGGGUAAGUCGGGAGACUGCCCGGAGUAUAGUAGACCACCGGAAGGCCAUUGGCCGGUUCCGGAAGGUGGAGGACCUGGCCCUCGUCCGAGGUAUCGGAGCCGACAAACUCGAGGUUCUAAGACCGGAAAUCUGUGUCUCGAGUCGGAGGAAUUUGAGCUGUGCCUCAUCGAGAGCUCAGAGUUACGAUAGCCUUAGGAGCGUCGAUUCGAGGCUCACGGUUAAGAGUAAUAAACUUGUGAAUGUGAAUAAAGCGAGUGUUUUCGAACUGCAGUGUGUGCAUGGGAUUACGCAGGAAAUUGCAGCGGCGAUUGUGCACUACAGGGACAAGAAGGGGCCCUUCAAGCAGGUUGAAGAUCUGCUCAAAAUCAAAUCAAUCGACCGAAUCCGUCUUGAUAACAUUAGUCGGUUUCUGACUGUUGAAAAUUUCGACCAAGAAGAUACUGACGUCGACAACCCCCGAUCUAGCAUUUUGACAAAUGGCUUCCACCAUUCCGUCAAUGAGAAAAAAUUAACAAACGGGGGGCCCUUAAAACUUCCAGUUUUGAACGGUUUAUCUUCCUCUUCGCUUUUUGACAUUUUCGAGCUUUUAUCAGCAUAUUCUCCUCGACCGACUGGACAGGAAAUUUUCAAUUUCACGCGGAAAGGAGAGCCAGCGAUACGAAUCGGAGUAUGGAAUUUACACGAGUUUACAUUUGAGAAAGCAAACAAUCCUGGAGUUAGGGAAGUUGUGUGUCGGACGAUUUUAGAGAACGGACUUUCAAUAUUAGCGGUUCAAGAGGUAGUUAAUGUGACAGCAUUGAAAUUAAUUUGUGAUGAGCUCAACAAGCCAAGGUUGAGACGAGUAAACGAGUGGAAAGAUAAAAACCAUAACUGGAAUUUUUGUAUGCUGGACUUAGAAGAAGGGUCCCAGUUAGGUUUUAUCUAUGAUUCAGAUGGAGUGAUUGAUAUUGAACUGAUAUCAUUGAACCAAGGUCCACAAGAAGCCAGCAACGACUGCGAAGUGCUCAUAGCAAGUUUCAAAGUCGGCGAUUUAGAUUUGCAAUUAGUUAACAUGAAAUUGCACAAAAAUGCGAAACUGGACGUGUUGCAAGAAAAAAUAAAGGACUUAAUUUCUGAAGAAGAUAUGCUUUUAUUAUUUGUGGACUUUUCAGCUAUUUCUAAUAUAACAGACGAUUGGUUGACAAUAGGGGGUCUUCGAGCAGCUUUUCCAAGUUCGUUGAACACUAAUUAUUUGAGAACGAAAUUGGGCUUAAAUCCACAGCACAUAUCAAAUAUUUUAUUUAAUAACAAAAUCCAAGGUCAAGUUACGGGUAUUAACGGCGUGGUACAGCAAGGUUUGACCCAUUUAGCCAUACCCAAUGGGUGGAACUGGGGCGGCCCGGCAUCACCUUUUUGUCCCGUUUGGAUGGAAUUGUUUCUAAACCCCAAUUCAGGGACAGCGUUGUGAUAUUAUCUUAUUUUAUAUUUAAUUUUAUUUAUUUUUGACUGGGUAUACUUCACGUAAAUUUUACAAAUUUAUGGCUGUGUGUAAAACGGUUUAAUUUUUAAGCUUUAAAGACAAAAAUUUUAAUGUGAAAUAGAAAAAGAGGGCCCGGAUUAGUGUUUUUAUUUGAAAAUUGUGUUUUUUGUUAAAUUUUCAAAUGAAUUUUGUAGUUUAACGGGUUGCCUACAUCGAGGGAUGAAUGUUUGCAAUAAAGUGGCCCCGAUUUCAUAUUCAUUAUACUGUAAAAACAUUAGUCUGGUAUUUGUAAUUGCUUAUUUAAUAAAUAUUAUUUUAU